CAAUCACAGAUGCGCUUAGUGGGAUUUAAGCGUGCGUGCUGAGCUGUACGAAUUUUAAACUUCCCCAGUGUCAAACAACGCGUUGGRGCUCAUACUUUCUACAAGAGGUUUGGGAGAGCAAAAUGGCGCAGUUUGGGUUUGAGAAUGACAUCCAAAGCAUAUUAAAGCUCGACAUGCCGAUUACAAACGCUCCCAUGAUGGCGAGGUGGCAAAGGAAGGGCAGCUCGUCAAACGCAGCCGCCAACAUGAGCAGCCUGUCUCCGGGUGGAAAGUCUGCCAACACGUCGCAGAGUUUGUCCAAAACGCCGAGCAAAACCCCAGGAAAAAGUAAAACGCCCUCAAAAAUGGGAGGUGAUCGUUACAUUCCCAUUAGAAACMACAAACAGAUGGAUGUGGCGAACUUCCUGCUCACAAAGGAAAAUGAGCCAGUUGAUCCAAACACAGCUGAAACCCAGAAGUUUUGGUCUGUAUCACUGAAUGGCUACAACAUUAAUGAUGCAAAGAUCCUACACCUUGGAGGCCAACCACUAAAUGCACCUGAAGGUUAUCAAAACAACUUGAAAGUUGUCUACAGUCAGGUUACGACCCCCGCUUCUCUGAAAAAGACCAGAUACAUAAGUUUAACGCCAGACAGAAUCCUGGAUGCUCCUGAUAUCCGAAAUGACUUUUACUUAAAUCUGCUUGACUGGAGCAGUCGGAAUCUCCUUGCUGUGGCUCUGCAGGACAGGGUGUACCUGUGGGAUGCCACACAGGGAGAUGUUUAUCUUCUAAUGAAGAUGGAGCAGGAGGAUGACUACAUCUGCUCACUGUCCUGGACAAAAGAAGGCCACUACUUGGCUGUUGGAACCAGUGACUGCAAAGUUCAGUUGUGGGAUGUUGAGAGUCAGAAGCGGCUGCGCAGUAUGUCCAGUCACACGGCUAAAGUUGGCAGUCUGAGCUGGAAUGAUCACAUCCUUUCCAGCGGCUCCAGAUCAGGACACAUCCACCACCAUGACGUGAGGGUGGCAGAGCACCACAUCUGCACACUUCACGGACACGCACAGGAAGUGUGUGGCCUGAAGUGGUCCCCUGACGGGCGCUACCUGGCCAGUGGCGGUAAUGACAACUUGGUGAACUUGUGGCCUCGCGUGCAGGAGGGAAACUCCAGGGGGCCGUUGCACUGCUGGACCGAACACCAGGGCGCUGUCAAGGCUUUGGCCUGGUGUCCAUGGCAGUCGAAUAUUCUUGCUUCAGGAGGGGGCACGAGCGACCGCCACAUCCGCAUGUGGAACGUAAGCAGUGGCUCCUGCAUCAGCUCACUCGACACUCAGUCCCAGAUCUCAUCACUUGUAUUUGCACCCAACUACAAGGAGCUGGUCUCUGCACAUGGAUAUUCCCACAAUAAUGUUGUCAUCUGGAAGUACCCUUCUCUUGCCAAAGUUGCAGAGCUCAAUGGCCAUGAGAACMGGGUUCUCAGCAUGGUUCUGAGCCCGGACUGCUCCACGGUGGCCACUGUUGCCGGAGAUGAAACGAUUCGUCUGUGGAAGAGCUUCGAGUUGGAUCCUGCUAAAAAGAAGAGCAGCGAGAGGAUGACGAAAACGACCAGCAGCGUUAUUCAUCAGUCCAUCAGAUAGAUCACUUCCCCAGAUUUGUUCAAGUGUUUAGGUUUAUUUUAAACGAUGUGCAAAUGUUUAAUCCACAAUAAAGGAUAUGCUGCAGUUGUGAAAUUCUCUGCAAAUGUAUUGAGAGCUGCUCUUAAGGGUUUGUUUUUAAUCAAGAUGUGGUUUUAACACUUUUAUUUGAUGUAUGCAAUUUACCUGAUUUUAAUAAAUGGUUUAUUAACCAACCAA
This is a messenger RNA of Austrofundulus limnaeus, 1829 nucleotides long. RefSeq names its product cell division cycle 20 homolog (gene cdc20). The transcript is spliced from 11 exons. Lineage: Eukaryota; Metazoa; Chordata; Actinopteri; Cyprinodontiformes; Rivulidae. Gene Ontology annotation, biological process: positive regulation of anaphase-promoting complex-dependent catabolic process; anaphase-promoting complex-dependent catabolic process; positive regulation of ubiquitin protein ligase activity. The record is from RefSeq and is a predicted model, not a curated record. Gene Ontology annotation, molecular function: anaphase-promoting complex binding; protein binding; ubiquitin ligase activator activity. Gene Ontology annotation, cellular component: anaphase-promoting complex. The coding region runs from base 123 to 1613 and encodes 496 amino acids.